Eptesicus fuscus (big brown bat) is the source of this 1820-nucleotide messenger RNA. RefSeq names its product ZFP41 zinc finger protein (gene ZFP41). Lineage: Eukaryota; Metazoa; Chordata; Mammalia; Chiroptera; Vespertilionidae. Gene Ontology annotation, molecular function: RNA polymerase II cis-regulatory region sequence-specific DNA binding; DNA-binding transcription factor activity, RNA polymerase II-specific. The record is from RefSeq and is a predicted model, not a curated record. Gene Ontology annotation, biological process: regulation of transcription by RNA polymerase II.
AAGGACACGACCCUGCCCUCCACCCGCGCCCCCCAGGGACACGGCCGCUUCCGUGUGGAGAGCGGCCAGAAUCCUCAGAGCGGAGCCACGCAGGCCCCCGGCAGCAGGUGUGGAGCCCCGGAAGGGUCUGGACCGAGAAGGACCGAGGGGCAUGGACAUGAGCCGAGGUCUGCGGGAAAGUGCCGAGUGCUCAGGCAGGGCCCUCUAAGGAAGGUUCCAGAGAAAGGCCUUUGUGAGGCCGGAGGACUGCGCCCGCCUUUCUCCCCCUCACGGCUGCCUCAUCCUGGGCGCAGAGACAUGGAGCAGCCGAAGGCGGGAAGAGGAAGACACAGAUGGAGGGGGGCCCGCCGGAGAGCCCCUCUGGCCGAGAAGCACAGCAGGGAGCCCGGCCUGAGCCCCGAGGACGGGGCCCACGUCUUUGACGCCUUCGAUGCUUCCUUUAAAGACGACUUCCAGGGGGUUCCCGUGUUCGUCCCUUUUCAGAGGAAGAAGCCCUGCGAGUGCGGGGAGUGUGGGCGCCUCUUCAAGCACAGGACGGACCUGGGCCGCCACAGCGCCGACGUCACCAAGCACGGUGAGAAGCCCUUCACAUGCGGCCAGUGCGGGAAGGCCUUCAACUGCGGCUCGAAUCUCCUCAAACACCAGAAGACGCACACCGGAGAGAAGCCCUAGGAAUGCAAGGAAUGGGGGAAAGCCUUCGCCUACAGCUCCUGCCUCAUUCGCCACCGGAAGCGGCACCCCAGGAAGAAGCCCUGAGCGGGAGCUGUCCGCUCAGCACCGCCCGCUGCCGCCCUGCUGUGGUGUCCACUCGGCUGUGGCCGCUCACCAGCUCCAUUGAGGUCGUUGGCCACUGGGUGCCGAGCCCGUGCCCACGCAGCCGGCAGGAGGCCCGUGGCCCCGAGCCCGACGGCAGAGCUUCGGCUGGCUGCGAUCAGGGCCCUCUCGGGCUAGAGCACCAGCCCUUCAACCAGCCCCUGUGUGUCCUCCCGGCCGGCCGUCGUCCCAGAUAAGCUGCCCGACUCACCCUGAUGGGCCACGUGGCAUGCAGCUCCCCAGGCCCGAGUGCUGCCCCGGAUGUGACGGCAUCUGUGGUCCAGCUGCACCGGCCACACAGACCCCGGCCACCUGCUGGGUGAGCUGCAGGGCGGCCUCCUGUGACCAGGGUCCCGUCGGGAUCCAGGUUGGCCAGGGGGGCAGGGCUGCUGCCCAAACUCCCCUGCGGACCCUGCAGACCUGGUUUCUGAGGCCUGACGUCACCGCCCCUCCGGGCGAGCACCCAGGGUGCCUCAGCUCCAGUGCAUGCCUGGGUCUUGGCACUGGGGUGCCCGCGUGGGUUACAUGCACUGCUCCACGUGUGCCCGGUGUCCCUGCAGCCUUGCCCACACGGCAUCCUGGUUCUCUGUUCCGCGUCUGUGCCUCUUGGUGUCUGUUUCCUGGCAGGUGUGCCCUCGGUGCAUUGGCCUCUCCUUCCUUCCCCUGGGGAGAGGACGGAGCCCACGGACCCCGGGCUCAAGUGGCCGUGGCCGUACGCACGCUCACACAUGGCUCGUGGCCUUGGGCUGUGGUGGUGCUUCCCACUGUUGAUUUAUCGUCAGAAAUUUAACCCUAAUAGUCAGAGUGGCUGACUGUUACUUUGUGGUCCCUUCACACCCUCGGAGGGCGUCCUCUGCUUCCCGUGGCCGCCUGUGGCCUAGCGUCCACCUGGUCUCCCUACUGCACUGGUUCCUGGUCACUCCACUGCCCGGCACUCGGCAUGAUGCCUCCUGUCCUGGGCUGUUGGCACCGGUUUUCUCCGGCAAUAAACAUCUGUCCUGACCCCU